GCCCCGCCCCGCGCACGUGCUUGGCGUCCGGGGGCUGCUGCAGAGGAGGAGGUUUCCAGCGGUUGCAGCAUUCAUGGCAGGGCCCCUGUGGCGAGCCACUGCAUUUGUGCAGAGACACAGAACGGGCCUGUUGGUGGGCUCGUGCGCAGGCCUGUUUGGGGCUCAGAUCUCUUACCACCUCUUCCCAGAUCCUGUGGUCCAGUGGCUGUACCAGUACUGGCCUCGGGGCCAGCCAGCGUCGCUCUCCCCAGAGCUGCAGAGGCUCUUCCAAGAGGUGCUGCAGGACAUCGGCGUCCCCUCAGGCCAUCACUUCGUGGCCUUUACCACCUUCACCUUCCAGCCUGUGAGUGCCGGCUUCCCGAGGCUCCCUGCUGGGGCCGUGGUGGGCAUCCCCGCCAGUUUCCUUCCAAUCACUGACACCGAAGAGCCUGUGGUCGUCCAUGGGCAACAAGUGGACUGGCAGAGCCCGGCAGGUGCCCGGCUGAGAGAUUCCCUGACCCUGUCCCAUGCCGCCCAGAAGUUCGCCCUGGCCAGGGAGGUGGUGUACCUGGAGAGCAGCACAGCAGCCCUGCAGGCCCUCCCGGCCCCCGCUUGCCUGGUGGGCACCUGGGCCCUGGGCGUGGGGGCCAAGCACGCGCUGGGGCUCUAUGGGGGCCCCAUGAACUUACGGGCUGCCUUCAACUUGGUGGCAGCGGUGGUGGGCUUUGUGGCCUAUGCCUUCUCCACCGACUCGCUUACUCACGCCCUGGAAGCCUGGCUGGACCGCCGCACCGCGUCCCUGUCUGCAACCUACGCCCGGGGCGGAGUGGAGUUCUACGAGAAGGUCCUGUCGGGCAACCUGGCCCUGCGCCGGCUCCUGGGCAGGCCUGGAGAGAAGCUGUAUACGCCCAGCGGGAACGUCGUUCCCAGACACUGGUUCCGCAUCAAACAUUUACCCUACACCACCCGCCGGGACGCUGUGCUGCAGGUGUGGCGGGCGACGCUCAACCCGGGCGGCUCCUGAGGCCCCAGCUCAAGGACAGCUCCCGCUUGUGCAGGUACCCCCCUGCCGCUGACUCUGGGGGACACUCUGGGGGCCUCUGCGCCCACAGCCCAGUGGCGGAAGACUCCCAGGCUCUGGAGUUAAACAGCCUGGAUUUUACCCCAACCCACCACUUAGGAUCUCAGUGACCUUGGACACCGCCCUUUGUGACUCUGAGCCUUGGUUUCCCCUCCUGUAAAGCGGGGCUGAUGUAAACUACCUGGGAGGGUUACGCGCUUGUACAAGAUCAUGAACAUAAGGGCCUGGGAGGAGUGCCAGAAAUGCACGGGAAGUCCCUCCUUGUUGGUCUUUGAAUAGUGAGCUGUGGGGCUCAGAUCACAUCUCACCACCAGGGGUGUUUGCAGUAUGUGAACACUUUCUUAUAGCGAGGAAUCACCCCAGAGUAGAAGGAAAUCCCAGUUUCCUUCUACUGUGGUAGAGAGUCAAAGCUUUGAGAGGCCAAGAGAAGCUGGUGUGGACCCAAGAGCCGGGUAAUGGGAGCUCGAGGUGGGGCUUUGAGGGCUGUGUAUCCAGGGCAGGUGACACACUCGGAGAGGGCCAGGCGACCAGCAGGGCUUGGCGGGGCCCCCAGAGAGCCCUUGGGCCUGAAGGGGAGGGAAGGAGUUGCUGGAACCUGGCGAGACCUGUGGCGUGGUGACCUCCUGGUAGGAGCUCUAGCCGAAGGAGGGGAAGGAACAAGCCAUCAAAACAGGCCCUGCAGGAGGGAGGCUGCUGAUACCAGCCCCAAGUUGGCAGCCUCUGGGGCACAGAGCUUGAUGAGGGCCUGGAGGAUGGUGGUGGGGGCAGUGAGGGGAGGUGGAAAUGGGCCAGCUUGGCUCACAGGGGCCGGUGAGGAGAGCAGAGGGGUGGAGGUGAGCAGUGUGCCUGGCCUGGUGUUGGGACCCAGGAGAGGCUGCAACCUUGUCAGGCCUGUUUCCCUCGAGGCCUCUGGUGGUGGAUAGAGCAGACCCCACAGGGCAGGUGGGGAGAGUUGUGAUGAGCUCGCCAGCUCACAUGGCCGUUCUUGUAUUUUCGCUGGUGAUUAUGGUUUCCCUGCAAGAGAUGAGUUCAGGCCUGGUGUCAGCGCAAUUCAGGGCAAAGGGAUUAGGCUGCUCCGAGGAAGGGUGCAAAGCUGUCUGGGGAGGCCUGCUCAGUGCUCAGUGGUGGCCCACAGUCCCUGCAGAAGACCAUGAAUGGAGGGAGCAGCUGGGGUGGCCCACCCUCCUGCCUGGUCCCUGACAGCAGACUGGCACUCAGCGCUCCGGCCCUACUCUGUGCCAGCCUGGGCGGUCCCCACCCUGGGCCCAGGCAGGUGAGGUCAGAGCGCCAUGUGUGUCAGGCUCUUGGGGCAGCACUGGGUACAGGCUUGAUGAAUGUAUAGGUGGACGGAUCGGUUAGCGAGCAGGUAAACGAGUCUCCGCUCAGGAAGAGACUACUUCAAGGGCCCUCUGGGUGUGUCACCCAGCUGCCGCCACCACGUGGGAUGGAUUCCUGGCUGCUGAAGGGCAGUUUGGGGCCUGAAUUUGGUGAGUGCCGCCAGCUAACCCCUCUCCACCCUCACCCCAACUACUCAAUACAGGUGGUCCUGCUGCUCUGUUCAGAUGGUGAGGUGAGGGAGCCCCAGCGUGGGGGCGGAGGAGGCCACCCCCUGAAACGGCUGCUCUCUUGGCUCCCCCUGCAAGUCACAAACUCUGUCUCCACUCAUGGGCUGUUCCCAGACCCGACGUGUGCUUUCUGUGGCCCAACUCCAACCUCCCCACGUUCUGCACAUCCCUGCUUCACGGCUCAGGCCCAGCCGUUGCCAUCUGAAGCCCUCCCACCGCGGUCCUGGCAGGCAGGCAGCAACUCUGGCUGAGAACUUGCUUUGGGCUGGGCCAUUCCUCCCUUCCCACCAUCCUACCUGGUGGCUAAACCAGUGCCCAGCCUCCCCGGGCAGUUCCUCACCUGGGCUUCCUGGCCAUCCUCCCCACCUCUCCUCGCUCUUGGAAGUGCAGAUCUGACUGCGUUCUUUCCUGCUUCAAACCUUUUGCAGGCCUCCCCUGGCUUCUGGCUAAAGCCACAUCUCCAAGCCUGGGCAUGCAGGCUGGGUGACUGUCCUGCGACCCUCUUCCCCUACUCUGUGAAUUCUGGCCUCACAAGCACUUUGGUUCCUUCAUCUCCCCCCACAGGCCUUCAUCUGGACUGCUCUCUGCUGGCCUGCCCUUUGCUGCGUUUUCAGUGCUCCUCCUGCAGGAAGUCCUCAGGGACUGACUCCAUUCCCCUUCCCCAUUCCCUUGCUGUUAACUGUAAUUAAGCAACUACGUUGGCUUAGCAUCUCCUCUGCUGAAAUGUACUCUCUCCAAGGGCAGGGUUGUGUGACCAGUUACAGCUCUGCUGAGGCUCUCCACGACGUUUGUGAUUAAAUGAACGAGGCUCUUAGGCCACAGCGGACACAGGCCUGGCCCCUUAGAGUCUCCUCUGAGCAACUACAGGAAAGCUAGCUGGGCACCCUGGGCGAGGCCCUUAUGGGUCAUAUGUGACCCUGUCCUGUCUUCCCAACUUGGGACUUUCUAAGGACAUGGCCUGGCACCAGUCUUCCAGGACUGCUGACUUCAGUGGAGAAACCGGGACACUUGUGGGUCCCUUCCUUUAGGGCACAGAUUACUACCCAAGGCACCAGGGGCCCCCCAAAUUUUGUGAUACUUUGUACCCCUGAAAGCAGCUCAGGGAUUGAUCGCGGAAAGGUGGAAAACCACGUUCUAAGGCUUCGCAGAUGGGCCAGGUGGCGGCAAGUUCCCCUGUAAAUGUUGCCCUGCAUCCUUCCCUCCCAGAUGCCUGCUGCGGGCCUCGGUCAUCAGUCUCUGCCUGGAUCCCUAGAGAAUGUGUUCUGUUGAAUUGUGUCCCCCACAUGUUCAGAACAUGAGGAGUGGGGUCCCAGAGUCAUGGUGCUGGCAGGGGCCCUGACCAUCCCUGACCCUCGUCCCCACCAGCCAGUGUUCACAGCACCAGGCCCCAUGCAUCCAUGCCCGGAGCUGGGCGCAUCCUUUUCUCCAUGUGUGCACAUAUCAUAGACUGGGUCCAGAAUGGAUGCGUGGGUCCUCGCCCAGGGAGACCUCCUGCCCGCUACAUCGUUACAGUACUGUUUACAGGAUCCUUUGGGGGCACCAGACACUGCUAGGUUCUUAGAGAUAUUUUUUAAAUCUCCCCAAAUUGGAAUAUGUAAUUGGUAAUGUUAUUUUGAUUUUGCAGGCAAGCAAAUAGCACAGAACGGUAAAGAAAUUUUCCCCAAAUCAUAAAGCUUUCUAAGUGGCAGAACCAGGAUUAGGAGCUGGCAGUCUGGCUCCAGAUCCCAAUCUCAAAACCCUGCAUUUAUACUGUCCUAUUUAUCCUGAGGGUUCCUUGGUUCAAACUUGUACUAUGGACUGUGUAAUCUUUCUCUGGUUAGAGAGACUUUCCUGAUUAAAUGCUGGUUAAAGGUGACUUUCCAGAUCACCUCUUUUAUCAGGAAAAAAAUGGUUACCGAGCAGAGCCUUUUGGAACUGCCAGGGAAGACCCUUUCUGCUAACUGAAGAGGAAGGGGCCACCUAAUCUGUCAUUUAGCGCUGAGGUGGCAAUGGGGUGGAAGUGGGGUGUUACAGAGCCCGGCUGAGGACAAGGGGACCUCAGGAGUCAGAGAGGGAACCUAGACUGGGCAACCAGUUAUGGGUUCAAAUUCUGGUCCUGCCACUCUAGCAGAGUGAUCUGGAACAGGUGAUUUUGCACCUCUGAUUCUGAGUGUCCUAUCUGUAACAUGGGGACAUUGAUAUAUAUCUUACAGCAUUGUUUUGACAGUGAAAGUAAAAUGAAAUUUGCAAAAUGUGAAUCCCAGAGAGGGUUUAUAGUAAGUUUUUAAAGAAGACUGGUUCCUAAAUGUUAGUGGUUUUAGGUGGUACAAGUACCAGGGGGCUCAGGUCUUAGAGUUGCUUCCGAAAUACCAGCAGUGUGUUGAGGCCGGACCCCCCGCCCCACCGGGAACUCCCUGCUGCCUCACACGGGUCUCCUCUCAAGGCUUUCAGAGCCCUGGUGCAGGUGGUUCUUUAGGUUGCUGUCAGUUGACACCUUUUGGGAAAUUACUUGGCAGCAGCUGAGAGCAGAGGACCCAGGUGGCCCUGGGGGAGAAGACAUCUCUGCAUCUCUGUACCUGCAAGUGCCAUCUUUAAGGAGAAAACUGCAUGACGUCACCGUUUCAAUAACUUGAUAUGUAUAUUAAUAAACGGAAUUCAGUCAAAAAAAAAAAAGCACUGGAGAAGAAGACAUUAAAUGGGAGAUGGCCUUUUACACCUCCUAUACUGGUCAUUUUUAAGUACUAGAGCAUUCAGCAUUAGUGAGGUGGUGGGGAAAUCGGUACAAGCAUGCGCUCUUGGUACAUUUGUGGCAGGCAGCCUCCAAGGUGGUCCCCAGUGAUCUCAGCUCCUGGUAUUCUCAGUCUUGUGUUGUCCUCUCCCCUUGUUCCCCUUGGUUCAAAACCAUAGAUUCUGACAACUGUGACUGUGUUAUGAAAGAGUGUGACUUCUGUCUUGCUGGCAGACUAUUAUCUCCUCGGACAUACGCUUUGGUGAAGCAUGUUGCCAUACUGGAGAGGCCCACGUGGCAAGGAACACAGGGCAGCCUCUGACCAACAGCUAGCUAUGCAGGGAGGCCCUGAGUUCGACAGCCCACAAGGGACUGAGUGCUGACAACAACCAUGUGAGCUUGGAGGAGAAUCCUUCCCCAGAUUUUCAGUUGAGACCCUAGCCCCACCCGACACCUUCACUGCAACCUAUGAGACACCUUAAAGCAGAGGACACAGCUGAGCCAUGCCUGGAUCCCCAUCCCCAGAAACGAGACAACAAAUGUGGAUUUUAUUAAGCCACUUUGUUUUAUGGUCAUUUUUAAUGCAGCAAUAGAUAACUAAUACACAUUAUCAAUUCGCAUAUUUUUAGAAAGCAAUUUAGGAGCACUUGACAUGAUCAUAAAACUGUACCUUUUGAUCCAGUAACUUGAAGCCUAGAAAUUUCUCCUGAAGCUAUAACAGCAGAAACUAAAUCAU
Molecule: messenger RNA, 6068 nt
Organism: Camelus dromedarius (Arabian camel)
Lineage: Eukaryota; Metazoa; Chordata; Mammalia; Artiodactyla; Camelidae
Gene: TMEM177
Product: transmembrane protein 177
Exons: 2
Coding region: 74-1003 (309 amino acids)
Cellular component (GO): membrane
Source: RefSeq, a predicted model, not a curated record